AUGUGUUUCCCCGUCGACUCAGUUGUCAGCCAUGUCCUGACGAAUAUUGCGGCCACGCCAUCUAUUACUCCCGCUACCAUUGUCAAUCCGCUCGACUCCCGAGCCACCAACAUAUUGGAUGCCCUGGAGCGCUCUAUGAGGCUGCAGAUAACAAUCUCGCCAGCGAUAGAAACGACAAGUACGGAAGUAGCCAUAGCAAGUACAGUCACGAGAGCGACUUCUACCAUCAUAGCCACGGCUACGGCUGAGCCCGCUGCUGCAGCGACUGCAAGUACUGGGACAGAAAGCCCUGGAGAUCAAGCUGGUGAGGUGGGCGCGGCCAAGUCCGCCCAGAGCCAGAGCACAGACCGUGACCCUGCAAAAGGGCCAUUUCCGGGGGGCAUUCCGACGCCCGACGAGGAUGUAUUCAUCACGGUGAUAUUCCUCGUCCUCUUUGGUCUGGGUGCUUUUACGCACAUCUCCAUCUUCCGAGCUAAUGCCAAACGUGGCCACAAAUUUCUUCUAUCAGACCUCAUGUUUGACUUUUGCAUGGUCCGGGUCAUGACCUGCAUCUUCCGGAUCGUCUGGGCGUUUUCCAGUCCACGUGGUGUCGUUUUGGCGGCAAUAAUAUUCCAGAAUGGCGGCGCCGCCGUCAUCUUUGCUGUCAACUUAUUUCUCGCACAGCGCCUCGUGCGCUCCAUGCACCCUGCUUUUGGCUGGCGACCGGCUUUCAGCUACUUCUCUCUGUUCUUGAUCUUUUCCGUCCCGGCCGCCAUCAUCAUGAACAUUAUUGCCACGGCCUUUAGCUUCUUCAGUGUCGGAAAGCCUACCCGGUUAGAGGCUUCUGAGGGAGUGCUAAGAGUCGGCGCGUCCUGGAACAUGAUGUUGGUUGUCAUGCCCCUCUUGUGGGUGUUCCUCGCGAGCGCGACGGCGAAUGCAUCACCCGAGUCGUUUGGCAUUGGUAACAUGGCCCGCAAAGGAAGCCUGCUCGUUUUCAGUGCAACUACACUGGCGGUUGGGGCGGCUGCGAAGCUGGCAGCAAUAGCCAAUCCUACCGCCGUCGAGGCCAUGUCUCCGUUGUUUACCAAAGGUGCAUUCUACACAACGGGCUUCAUGCUGGAGAUCUUGACAGUCGCUGCGUACGCCUUCUUUCGCAUUGACUUGACUUUCCACAUUCCAAACGGGGCCAGUGGACCAGGAGCCUACUCCAUGCAUCCCAAUGAUGGAAAUACCAAGUCUCGAUCAUGGACAACAGAUGAGGUCACGAGGGAGAUUGGCAAGAUUGGUGUCCGCUACGAGAUUUUGAGCUCCCGUAGGGGUGGUGGGAACAAAAAGGGGCCAGUACUUGCUCUACUGCAUCUCGACUCUACUGAAAAUGACGGGUCGGUCGACGCGGAACCGGAAUACGAGGAUCAGAGGCGACUGAGAAACGCUAGGGUGAGCCGAAGGCAAAGUUUCAUGGAGGCGGUCAUGCCAAAACGGCCUUCACGGGCAACAACGUCAACAAUGUACAUCACAGAGAAGCCGCCGGCCAGUCUGUAUAAUGAAUAG
Messenger RNA from Beauveria bassiana ARSEF 2860, 1530 nucleotides. RefSeq lists its product as uncharacterized. Lineage: Eukaryota; Fungi; Ascomycota; Sordariomycetes; Hypocreales; Cordycipitaceae. The record is from RefSeq and is a predicted model, not a curated record. The transcript is spliced from 2 exons. Bases 1 to 1530 code for a protein of 509 amino acids.